Messenger RNA from Fibroporia radiculosa, 1680 nucleotides. RefSeq lists its product as uncharacterized. Gene Ontology annotation, biological process: transmembrane transport. NCBI's taxonomy places the organism in Eukaryota, Fungi, Basidiomycota, Agaricomycetes, Polyporales, Fibroporiaceae. The record is from RefSeq and is a predicted model, not a curated record. Gene Ontology annotation, molecular function: transmembrane transporter activity. Bases 1 to 1680 code for a protein of 559 amino acids. The transcript is spliced from 11 exons.
AUGGAACCUGCACUGACCAGCAAGAAUCCCAUUAGUUGUCUGUCUGUGAAUACGUCUGCAACAGCGAUGAAAGAUACAGACUCAAAACGAAGUGAUGAAGGCCUACAAAGCAACCUGAAACUGGAAGAGCCGACCUCCAGGCGCAAGCCAGCCUCGUUCUGGCUCAUUUUCGCCGCACUCAUCAUCUCCGUAUUCGUGGUCGUGCUUGAGGCUACGUCUGUUGGAACUAUUCUUCCAACAGUUGCAAGCGACUUAAGGAUUUCUCAGUUUACCUGGAUUGGUUCGGCAUAUCAAUUAGCAUCUACUGCAUGGCUUCCCCUGAGUGGUGGGCUAGCUCAGAUUUUCGGCCGGCGGCCCGUCAUGCUCGCCUCUCUGACCUUGUUUGCUAUUGGAAGUGCUGUCUCUGGUGCAUCCAACGGAGAAGCUAUGAUAUUCACGGGACGAACCAUACAAGGCCUCGGGGCUGGUGGCGUAUACACGCUUAGUUCAAUCAUCCUCUCUGACUUGGUUCCACUCCGUGAGCGUGGUAUCUACAACGCAAUGCUAGGCAUCGCGUGGAGCACUGCAUCCGGACUCGGACCAAUAGUAGGAGGCGCUUUCGCGCAGAGCGGAAAUUGGCGAUGGUUGUUCUAUAUGACCAUUCCAUGUGCGGGUUUGUCUGCAGCGCUCGUGUUGAUAUUCGUCAAGCUACCUACCCCGCACGGGGACUUGCGUUCAAAAUUUAAGCGCAUUGAUUGGAUCGGUAAUGCGAUCGUGAUGGCUAGUGCCACGUCUAUUGUCAUUGGCUUGACCUGGGGUGGAGUUGAAUACCCGUGGAAAUCUAUAAGAGUAAUUGCGCCUCUGUGUAUCGGGUUCGUUGGUUUGGGUAUAUUUUGGCUGUACGAAGGCCUCUUCGCCAAGCAUCCUCUUGUCCCAUUCUAUCUCACCCGAAACCGGACCAGCCUUAGCGGCUACGUGCAGACCACUUUGGUAUCCAUCUGCCUCAUCGGCCUUUCUUAUUACUUCCCAGUGUACUUCCAAGCUUGCAAGCUUGCCUCCCCAACAUCCUCUGGCGUGGACAUGCUCUGUGGGGCUCUUGUAAUUGCACCAAUGAGCAUCGUAUCUGGAGGCAUGAUCAUGCGAACAAAACGCUAUCGGCCGCCUAUUUGGGCUGGAUGGGCCUUGUUGACCAUUGGUUUUGGCUUAUUUACAACGUUUCGCGCAGACUCACGAGUAGGCUUGUGGAUUGGAUAUCAGGUAAUCAUAGGCACUGGCUUCGGGUUCACCUACAGCUCUGCAUAUUUCCCCGUGCUUGCGCCGCUCCCCAUCUCUGCAAAUGCGCCAGCAUUGGCACUUUAUGUGUUUUUCCGCACAUUCGGCCAGAUCUGGGGCGUUACUGUAGGCGGAGCGAUAUUACAAAAUGGACUCGUAAAUCGCUUGCCCGCCGCAUUUUAUGCACAAUUCCCGAAAGGCACAAAUAUUGCCUACUCUGCCAUUCCCCAUAUCCGCGACUUGUCAGAGCCGCUUCGAGGGGAGGUCCAAACGGCAUUUGCAGACAGUCUUGCAGUCGUCUGGCGAGUGUACCUCAUAAUCAGUGCGGUCGCUUUCGUGGCGAGUCUACUCAUGCGCGGGUUACCUUUACACACCGAGACAGACAAGGAUUGGGAUGCAGCCGCCCCAAAAGGUAGUCAGGGUGCAUAG